AUGGCUUGGGCGGUGUUCUUCUCGUUGCUGCUGACCCACUCGGCUGGCACAGGCAAGUCCGAGAUGGGCACGGCCCACUUCCUGGACGGCUACCCGAAGGCGCGAUGCUUGGACGGAAGCCCUGCUGUCUACUACAUGAGCAAGGGGUCGGGUGCAGGGGAGAAGAAGUACAUGAUCUUUCACGAGGGCGGCGGUUGGUGUUCUCAUGGAUUAGCCUGCUAUCGCCGUUCUAACAAGCGCCUUGGAAGCAGCGUAAAUGAUUCAGAGACCAUGGACAUGUCAGUUGCUGACCACAUCAAGUUCUCGCGAAAUCCCCAGCAGAAUCCUUUGAUGUAUGACUGGAACCAUAUCUUCGUCCGAUACUGCGACGGUGGUUUCUAUGCAGGUGACAGGGCAGAGCCUGUCACGGUUUUUGGGAAGAAGCUCUACUCCUGGGGCAAGCACAUCACUGAGGCGCUCUUCAUAGACAUCGCGGGGCUUGAGUCUAGCACAGAUGUGGUUUUGGGCGGCUGCAGUGCUGGUGCCAUGCACAUUUAUGCACACCUAGAUGCACUCAAAAAGCUGGUCCCCGGGAAUGCACGCGUCGUAGGCCUCGCGGACUCUGGCUUUUUCCUGGACGAGGAGUGGAUAACUCCACGCCUUAACGGUGCGGUCUAUGCCCAUGAAGGGGAAAGCCUUCUCCCACCUCAGUGCCUGAGCGACUACGCAGGCCGAGCGGGGAUGUGCCUCCUGGGUCCGGUUGCCAUGAAGUAUCUGCAGACGCCGAUUUUCGCGUUGCAGAGCCGCUUCGAUGGGGCGAGGCAUAAGAAUGUUCCAGCAUGCACAGACGACAUCUGCACGCAGGCAUAUAUCACGAAGUUUGCAGCAUCAAUCGCCAGCAGCUUUGAGAAGAACAAGGGCGGCUACUUCCUUGACAGCUGCCAACACCAUUGCUUCUAUGCCCAGUGGCAGGCCUUGCCAGCAAGACCCCUGGACGACAUCAGCGGCUUGACACCCCUUCAAGCUUUUGCCUCGUGGUACGGUGGUGGUGAAUCACAGUACAGCCAGGCUGCCGUUGUGGAGUGUGCAGAGUGUUGCAACGGUACACUUCCUAUUCAAUAG
Messenger RNA from Symbiodinium natans, 1101 nucleotides. The record is from the annotation of a GenBank genome assembly. Lineage: Eukaryota; Dinophyceae; Suessiales; Symbiodiniaceae.